AUGCACCAGCUCUCGGCGCUCUCUACGCACAUCGUACGCGCCAAGCCUCUCGUCAUCCUCACCGCAUCGACUCGUCCGCUCCGUCAAGCAUCCAGCUUCUCGCUCAUCUGCGCCAGAUCCUCCACAAAAGGGAACACGUUCGGCUCGCGCUCUACAUCCGCUUCAGCGCACUCACCGGCCGUGCGCACCUUGGUCAACGCAAGCAUGCCUUCCGUCGCCCAGCUCCGACAGCCCUCGCCAUCCAUGCUUCCCCCGGCAAAGCGCGCCAAGAUGGAGCUCAACACCGAAUCCAAGUCGCACGUCGCUGCCGCUGCCCCAGAGAUUGAGGCCGUCGCCGCCGACUCCACCUCGUACAACGACGUGCCCGCCCUGCCCGACAACGCCCAUCACCACGUCGACGAUCUCGACCCUAUCCCCGCCUGCACCUCGACGCUCACCUUCCAGAACGGCAUCUUCCUCGCGCCCAUGGUGCGCAUCGGCACGCUUCCCACGCGCCUCCUCUCGCUCGAGUACGGCGCCGACCUCGUGUGGGGUCCCGAAAUCGUCGACCGCGCCAUCAUCGGCUGCGAGCGCAAGGUCAACCCUGCCACCGGCGUCGUCGAAUACCUCAAGGAGCACAAGCAGAUCUUCUCGUGCCACCCCAUCGAACGCCCCUAUCUCGUGUACCAGCUCGGCAGCGCCAACCCGGAUCUCGCCUACCAGGCCAUCAAGAUCAUCACGCAGGCCGACGACGUCGCCGCCGUCGACCUCAACUGCGGCUGCCCCAAGCCCUUCUCCACCCACGCGGGCAUGGGCGCCAACAUGCUCUCCACCCCCGUCCUGCUGUGCAACACGCUCAAGGCCAUGCGUCGAGCCGCUCCACCCCACGUCGCCGUCACGUGCAAGAUCCGCCUGCUGCCCACCCAGGAGGCUACCAUCGAGCUCGUCGACAAGAUCGUACGCACCGGCGCCAUCGAAUGCCUCACCGUCCACUGCCGCACCAAGGACAUGCGUCCGCGCGAGCCCGCGCUGCUCCACCGCCUCCGCGAGAUCGUCGACCACGUCAACACCCUCGCGGCCCAGAUGGGGCGCACCAUCCCCGUCGUAUGCAACGGCGACGUGUGGGACGCCGUCAAUGCACCGCGCAUCAAGGAGCUCACCGGCGUCACCUCCACCAUGGUGGCGCGCGGCGCAGAGGCCAAUCCGUCGUGCUUCCGCCCGCAGGGCAGCCUGAGCAUCCCCGACGUCAUCGCGCCCAAGUGGGUGCGCUAUUCGCUCGCACUCAACAACCCCAUCGGCAACACAAAGUACUGCAUGGCCCAGCUCGCCUUCAAGCCCGCCGAGUCCGUCGCCAAGGACGCUGGUGCAAAGGCCAAGCCCAUGAACAAGAAGCAGCUCUCCGCCCUGCGCAUGGGCAUUGCCCAGGCAAAGACGCACGAAGAGCUCGCGGCGGUGUUCAAGAUCGACGUCGACCAGGUGCGUGCACUCAGCGUGGACGACGAGAUCCUCAGUGAUCUGCGCACCGCGCUCUCCCAGCGCGUCUCGCACCGCUCCGCCAGCGGUGGCGGCUUCGACGGCGAGAGGCUGGGUGCUGUGCUCAACAAUGCCAGCGGCGGCGCUUCGCAGCAGGUCGGCCAGGGCGCGAGCGAUGGCCAUGCUUCGGGCGACGGCCAGAAGCGCGCCACGGACAACUCGCCGCAGCCCGAGUGGAAGGAGCUGCUGGCGACGAGCGUGAGCGACAACAUCAAGGACGAAAAGUCGAUUCUCUACUACGCCUUCAGCACCGUCGAGCCGCCGAGCUCGGUGCACGAUGCCGCCAAGCCGCACGUGCGCUACGUCGUCCACCGCGGCUUUGUCAACGAGCAGCGCGACGGCGAUCGUCCGGGCGGCAUUGCGCCGCACAAUCCGUCGUUCGGCUCGAGCCCGUGCCUGCUGACCACCACCGACGUGCGCACGCCCAAGGUGCAGCAGCUCACGUCGCAGAGCAGCCUGCGUGCGCACGGCCCCGACGGCUCGCGCGGCGGCGAGUGCGAGAUCGCCUGGUGGAUCGAGUCCGCCCAGCUCCAGUUCCGCAUUUCGGGCACGGUCCAUGUUCUCCCCACGCCCGGACACCCGCUCCGAUCGCUCUUCCCCUUCGAGCGUCUCUCGCCGCCGCGCGCGCCCGGUAGCGAGGCCAUCGACGCCUUCGACUGGGACAAGGAGCGCAAGCGUAUCUUUGAUAAGCUCAACGCAGGCCUCCUUGCGUCCUUCUGCCGACCUACCCCUGGCUCUGCUCACCCGAAUGCAGACAGCCUGCACCAAGCCAAGCCCAAGGACGACACCAGCUCCCCCUGGCCGUUGGAAUUGCCCAGUCCGGGCAAGGAGGAGAAUGAAGAGCAGAAGAAGAUGCUCGAGGAGAGCGAGAAGAACUUUGCGCUCGUCGUCGUAGAGCCCUACAAGGUCGAUCUCGUCAACCUCGCCGACGAUACAAGGACCGUCUACGAGCUCCAGCCGGGCGAGUGUGCAGCCACGGGCAGGUGGACCGCGCGCCGCGUGGUUCCCUAG
Molecule: messenger RNA, 2523 nt
Organism: Moesziomyces aphidis
Lineage: Eukaryota; Fungi; Basidiomycota; Ustilaginomycetes; Ustilaginales; Ustilaginaceae
Source: the annotation of a GenBank genome assembly